AGGUGAGGCGUUCACUUGUGUUCUCUUUCCAUUCCAAUAAUUUCCCCCAAAUUUUCGACCCUUUUCAGUAAAAUAUUAGGUUCUUUCUGAAUUUAAAGGGUUAUUAAUGUAAUUUCGAUACGAUGAGUCUUUAAAACAGAGAUAAUUUCGGUAUAUAUUAUACGUAAAUUGGAACGGUGUGCUAUAUUCCUUCAACAUUUGUGUUUUCAGCAGUAGUAUUGAAAUCCAGGUUGAAGUGAAAUCUCAUGAAAGGGCACUAGGAUGAAAAAGCUUAGUAUUUCAAACCAAGGCCUUAAUGGCAAAAAACCUGCCUUGUGCAACAGUGCAAGAGAGAGACGGAACCCCACCUAGUUGGCAACCCUGUUUACACAUGGAGAAAUAUCCUGCUUGGACUGAGUGAGGUCCAUUGCCUCUCUAGACAGACCACUUCCGAAACCACUGGUUGCAUGUUUUUGAAUCGAAUUCUGCGUGGGGUCCAGUCACUUAUCAUGGCCAGCAAGUACAAUAUCGUAUUUGUUCUUGGAGGACCAGGAGCUGGAAAGGGGACCCAGUGCUCCAAAAUAGUUGAUAAAUUUGGUUUUAUUCACUUGUCUGCAGGUGAUCUGCUAAGAGAAGAGAGAGCCAAACCAGGCAGUGAGUAUGGAGAAUUAAUUGAAAACCACAUCAAGAAUGGUACAAUUGUGCCUGUGGAGAUUACCUGCUCCUUGUUAGAACGUGCCAUGAAGGACUCUGGUAAAAUGGACUUUCUCAUUGAUGGAUUUCCUCGGAACCAAAAUAACCUUGAAGGCUGGAACAAGGAGAUGGGAGAGAAAGUUAACCUGAAGUUCGUCCUUUUCUUCAAUUGUCCUCUUGAGGUGUGCACUCAGCGAUGCUUAGACAGGGGAGCUGCAGGGUCUGGGCGCUCAGAUGACAACCUGGAGUCCCUCAAGAAGCGAUUUGACACCUACAUGAAUGCCACAAUGCCUAUAAUUGAGCACUACGAAGAGCAAGAUCUUGUACGCAAGAUCGAUGCCACUCGUUCACCUGAUGAAGUGUUCGAAGAUGUUGAAAAGCUGUUCAGUUAAAUUAGUCAUAUCUGAGGAAGAAGGUAGGUUGGCUCAGCAAAGAACCAAGAACCAUCUGGUUAAUUUAACAGUGUUUUACCAUGAAAAGGUUAGCAGUCGGCUAGAUAUCAUGAGAUAGGUAUUUUGAGUGGUAUUUUAGUGAAAGAUCUCAGCAUGAACAAAUUGUACCAAAACACAAAGUACGUGAAUGUUAGAUUAUAUAAACAUCAUUAUCCUUUGGCUACUUUACCAUUUGCAAGUAUGUCUUUUAAUUUUUAUCUCACCAAAGAAUUCAUUAAAUAUAUUAUUUGCUGAUGUGGUGCUUUUCACUUUGCUAUUUUUAUUGCAAAUAUGUUGACCAUGAUAUUAAUUUGAUAUUCUUUUUUUUUUUUUUUCUUCUUCUUCUUUUUUUAAUAUUAAUGAUAUCAAUUUGAACUGUUCUUAAAGCAAUAUUUUUGGCUUCACUCAAUUUCAUCGAAUGUUAACACUGAAUAUGGCUUUGUACUCAAAUAGAUUAUAUUGCUUGAUCAUACUUGACUUCUGUAAACUGAUGGUUUGCCAUUAUUAUUAAUGAUAUAUUUCACUGCAUUAGGUAAUUAGUAUUAUUUAUAUGUAUCUAUAAUUACUAGCUAAACCACUCAUUUGUUUUUGACAGGGAAUACUGUAUAUUGCCUUGGUGUAUUUAUAUGUGGUCAUGUACGAUUAGCUUAUUUGUAAUUAUUUAUUUUGUGGAAGGUUACCAUACUUAGAAUAUAAAAGAAGAUAUUCAGACACUAAGUUAGGUUUUAUUUGUAUGAUAGUACUUGUUUCUGUAGAUUGCUAUUUUAUUCAAGCAAAAAAUUCUAGCAUAAGUGAGCAGAGAUUUCAGCCCCACAUGUGAAAUAUGUAAACUGUACUGAAGCAAGUGUAAGGUAAUGAAUAUUAGAAAAGAAUCAACAAGAAAAAUCAGUAGUAUAUAUAGCCAGUAGACUUACAUGUAUUUCUUCAAGGGAAGGUCAGUACUUUUCCUCCACCUGUUCAGUCAUAGAAAACUAGAUUGCCUGUUUUUGUUAGUCACAGAAAACUAAAUUGAAAAUUUAUAUUAGUCACAGAAAACUAGAUUGACAUUUUAUGUUUCAAGUUCCAUGAUGGCAGCAAUAAAUGGUUGAAUAAUGUUAAAAUAAGCAUUUCAGUUCCCACAUGUCAGCAAAUCAUCAUUUCAUAUGCAUUUACAUCAGAUAUAUGUGUUAAAUGCUGUAUAUCCAUAGUCAUUAUCUAGUAUGCAAGUUUAGAAUAAAUGUUAUUUUAAGAUGUUAUUGACAAUAUUUUGGGCUGUAAAUUGAAUUUUUAAGUUUAAAGAGUGUAUCUAAUGUUAGGGAAAACCUCAAACCUUUGUCUGCUAUUUAUUAAAAGAAUUAGGUAUUGUUUGAAAUAAAAUGAAUAUUACUU
Penaeus vannamei (Pacific white shrimp) is the source of this 2471-nucleotide messenger RNA. It is a transcript of the gene Cmpk, whose product is annotated as cytidine/uridine monophosphate kinase Dak1. Gene Ontology annotation, molecular function: ATP binding; UMP kinase activity. The record is from RefSeq and is a predicted model, not a curated record. Gene Ontology annotation, cellular component: cytoplasm; nucleus. Lineage: Eukaryota; Metazoa; Arthropoda; Malacostraca; Decapoda; Penaeidae. Gene Ontology annotation, biological process: 'de novo' pyrimidine nucleobase biosynthetic process; UDP biosynthetic process; CDP biosynthetic process.